Molecule: messenger RNA, 702 nt
Organism: Capsella rubella
Lineage: Eukaryota; Viridiplantae; Streptophyta; Magnoliopsida; Brassicales; Brassicaceae
Product: B3 domain-containing protein At2g35310
Source: RefSeq, a predicted model, not a curated record
AAGAGCUUUCACAAGAAAAGCAAAUUUGAAGUAGAGGGUGUGAGAGAGAGACUUGGAAGUUGGAAGUUGGAAGAGCUUGACUCAGAACUUUUUGCACUUGAGCAUCCAGAAAGAUGGCUAUAAACAGUGAGUCAGUGACUUUGAUCGGUGUAGAGAAGAACGGAAGAGAGAGUGCUUCUUCAAGGUGGUUCAGCGAGUUUAUAUUUCUUCUAAAAACAUGUCCAAAGUAUCAGAUAUCACCAUCACACCUCAUCUUCAUGGGUCUCCGGAAAUCUGUUCAAGCAAAACAUAUGCCAAAGCAGAGAACGAAUUUCAAGUUCAAGAUACAUCACCCAAAUAUGAAGAAGUCAUGGAAUGUGGGUUACCUGAAAAAUACGUCUGCAGGCUUCUCUGCUGGAUGGACUCGUUUGGUAUCUGAGUAUCCUCUAGCAGUUGGAGCCACUUGCAAUUUUACAUUUCUCAAACCAUACGAGCUGAUUCUCUUUGUCUCAAAGCCCUAAGAAAAGACUCACUAUUGAUGGUGGAUGCGAAAGUGUAUUGGAGAGCAAACAACCGAGUAACAAGACUGUUGUUUAUAAGUGUUGUCUUAAGUUUUAUGCUAGGUUCUUAAGAUAGUAUCUGAACUUAAACCGAAUGCUUAUCAGAUGGAUCUCUGUAGCUUGAUAUGUCUCGGACCGAUUUUAAUAUGUUGUGUUUGUUUUU